AUUGUGUCACAAGUGAGUCAACUGUUAGCGCCGUUCUUGGGCAUUUAAGAGACACAUUUUCAGCGCUGUCCAAGCCUGGUUUUGGUGGAAUUUUUUCUUUUUUUUUUUUGCUCUGAAACUCCUCACAACUCUCCAACUAAGUCUUACCGCUGUCCUUGAAUAUUUAAGACACGUUCCAGUGCUUUCCAAAUAUUGGUUAUCCAAGAUAGAGCGAAAUAACUCACCAUACCUCUCCAACCGAAUCGUGGAUGUCUGUAGCCGUUAUGACAGCUAAAACAAAACUGUCCGGCUGGCCAGACUACACAGCCGAGGACUUCCCCCUGUUAGAACAGUCUAAACUGGGACAUCUCGGAUCCAGAACCUGGGUAACAUCUCCAGGAGGGCAGUCUCCAUACUCACCCAGAGAUACGGGCCAUUACGCACACAGCGGCUCCAUGGAUCUCUCACUGGAGAAACUCAUGUCGGUGAGUAAACUAACGAACAGUGGUGUCACGAUAGAGAUGGACCUGGAUACAGUAGCAGGGGACCAGGGAGAGGAAGGUAACGGUAAGCAGCAGGGCCACCACCCGGGCCCGCAGAAACACCGGCGCGUCGCAGCUAACGCCAGAGAGAGGCGGAGGAUGCACGGGCUGAACAAGGCGUUUGACACGUUGCGGAGCGUGAUCCCGUCCGACAAUAACAAAUUGUCCAAGUAUGAUACUCUUCAAAUGGCUCAGAUCUACAUCCAGGAGCUUUCGGAGCUGCUCACCGGGGCGGUGAAGCCAGAGGGUCGGGUCGGGUCUCGGAGUGGAUGUGCCUCACCGGACAUAGACCACACCAUCCCGGCUAGGAGGAACCUGCUGGGGUCUUUCUCUCCAGAGCCCCGGGGGAGCGGUGGUGGGAUGACUGGGGUCAGCUACACCCUGCAGGACUCCCCCUCCCCGCAGCCUCAGAACAAGAGACUGGUCGGAGACCAGGAGAACACUGACCCCGUCGGUCACCUCAUCAUUCUGUCUGCGCCUAAAACUGAUCUAGGAUCGGGGAAUAAGAGGAUGUCUGACACUCCUAACGGGAGUGAUGGAGAGUCGUCGCAUUACAGUGACUUUGAGGACGGACAGGCCGGCAGACAGUGACAUUUUAGAGUCUGAAUGUCACAACAGGAACUCUUAUAGGAGACGUUUUAAUAUGGAUUGCUCAAUAUUUUAUAUAAACUGUGUGUUUUAGAAGACAUAAUAAUGGACACCAAAUAGAGCCACGUAGCCCACCUUGAAAUGUUGAAUAAUGUUCUGGUUUAGAUCGAGACGGUAGUCUCGGUAGUCUAGGCCUACUCUCGGCUUGUCUCAUCAUGCCAUAUUUAUUUAUUAGAUAUGGACACCAGGGUUGGGGGUCAAUUCCGUUUUCAAUUCAGGAAGUACACUGAAAUUCCAACUCUAAUUCUCUCCAAUGGGAAACAUUGGAAUCAGAAUUUGGUUUACUUUCUGAGUUGACUGGAGUUUAAAGGGAAUGUUCCCCAAACCCUGCUUGUAGUCCCCCCAUCUUGAAAAGUUGAAUGUUGUUCUGGGUUAGAUUAAAACGGUAGUCUAGACUACAUUUAGACAAGAACACGAACAUCCCAGUGAGCACAAGAUGUUGAAAAUUAGUAUUUUCAACAUCUUUUACUCAUAAGGAGGGAUGUUUCAUCAUGCCACAUUUAUUUAUUAGAUAUCGACACUGCAAAAUAAAAAAGACCUAGCCUACUGUGUGAUAUUGUAGACUUUAUUAUGUAUUUAAACAAGGCCUUGUAAUAUGACUUCUCAUAGGGCCUUUCCUUCGUUUAUUGCACUUUAUUGACUAAAUAAGUCCGGAACAUUUGGUUUCACUGUCUGACUGCAUUUAUAUCUAACAAUCAAAAAAUAAAAACAUAACUUUGAUAUUUAUGUAUUGUUAUUUUGUAUUCUUGCAAGAAUAGUUUUUGAUGCAAUAAAUACAAUUUUGUAUUUGGUGGAUACAUUUUUCGAAAGUUUUUUCUAAUUUCUCCAGGAUAAUUCACUCUCUGCCUGAUUUUAAUUUCAACACUGUAUAUUCAAAGGGCUUUAUUGGCAUGGGAAUCAUAUGCAUAACCUACUCUUAGUCAACUCAAUAUGUUGUUUCAAUAUAUUUUAAUUUAAUGCAAGAGAUACAUCCGUAAUAUGUAAAUGCACACACACAACACGAUGUAGGCCUACACCGAGUACUGCUGGUUGUUUCUCUAGUAGCAUUUCUUGUGAACAGACUACAUAGCAUAAAUGGUAUUGUUCUGGGUUGCUGAGAUUAGACAGGGAUAGAGUCCUAGUAGUGGUAAUUACAGCCACGGUCUCUUGUCUUCACUG
This is a messenger RNA of Coregonus clupeaformis (lake whitefish), 2327 nucleotides long. RefSeq names its product class E basic helix-loop-helix protein 23-like. The record is from RefSeq and is a predicted model, not a curated record. Bases 249 to 1112 code for a protein of 287 amino acids. Gene Ontology annotation, molecular function: protein dimerization activity. Lineage: Eukaryota; Metazoa; Chordata; Actinopteri; Salmoniformes; Salmonidae. The transcript has a single exon.